Molecule: messenger RNA, 849 nt
Organism: Mesocestoides corti
Lineage: Eukaryota; Metazoa; Platyhelminthes; Cestoda; Cyclophyllidea; Mesocestoididae
Source: the annotation of a GenBank genome assembly
AAUUGUUCUCGAGUACAACGUACCCUGGAACGAAUAGACAAGGAGGCCAUUCAGCCAAGCGUUGUAGUUUUUCGAUGCCGUAUAUGCUACGAGGAGGAAUCCGACCCAGAGCCACUGAUGUCACCGUGUCGUUGUAGGGGGACGGUUGGUCUGCUUCACAAGACCUGUCUAGAACGCUGGCUCCAGGUGUCGCAGACUCUCAAGUGCGAACUCUGCGGUUAUUCGUACAUUCUUCGACCGAAGACGCCCCUCCCCACACCGAACACCUCAAAGGGCUCCCCGACGACAGUGAUUGGACAAACGGACUUCUUGCGUGAUUGGUUCCGUUCUCGUUCGGCUCGGCGAAAUCUCGCUACUGACUGCGUGUUUUGUGUUCUCUUAACUCUGCUGACAGGUAUUGGCAUGUACUUUUGCAUCACAGCGAUGUCGCACUUCACGCAAGCCAACUCCUUCACGUGGCAGGUACCAACGCUGAUAUUUCUUGAAAUAUCGCUGAUGCUGAUCCUCCUUGUGUGGAUUAUCUUGGCUGGGAGGCAUCACCUCAUGGCCUACAUGUCCCACAGGCGUCGUGAAGAAGACCGCAUACGUGAAUCUUUCAGCCGACGAUCACUGGAGCGUCGUUGGAGGUUUUCAGUGCAUCCGGGGUCCACGGAGUCCUCUUUUUCACACCAAACCCUCACCCCAACUUCACUGUGGUGCUGUGAAGGAAACGGGAUGACACAGUUGGAUCAGCAUUGCUCCCCUCAACCGGAUAUCGUCGUCCCGACCUCUAGCCUCUAUCCACUGGCAGAAACAGAGGAGAAUAAUGACGCGGAAACGCAGCCGCAAUAUCGUUUCAACGUGGUCUAG